This is a messenger RNA of Drosophila busckii, 1586 nucleotides long. It is a transcript of the gene senju, whose product is annotated as UDP-galactose transporter senju. The transcript has 3 exons. Bases 102 to 1286 code for a protein of 394 amino acids. Gene Ontology annotation, cellular component: Golgi membrane. NCBI's taxonomy places the organism in Eukaryota, Metazoa, Arthropoda, Insecta, Diptera, Drosophilidae. The record is from RefSeq and is a predicted model, not a curated record. Gene Ontology annotation, molecular function: UDP-galactose transmembrane transporter activity. Gene Ontology annotation, biological process: pyrimidine nucleotide-sugar transmembrane transport.
UCAAAGCUACUAUUUUUUUAGUUAUUGUUAUAAAAAUCAAGUCGGCCAAACAAACGCUGUUAGUCAACUGUGCAACGCUGGCAAGCAGAUAACCAGCGAAAAUGACGACUAACUGGCGGGAGUUGUUUCCUACGAAACUCACAUUCAUUAUAUUUCUGCUGUAUAUGUCAUUGUUUAUUGGUCAAGGCAUAUUUGUGACCGCAUCGCAGGAAUCCAAUAACUCUUAUAGCUACAAUACCGUAACGGUUGUGCUGCUAACAGAAGUGUUUAAACUGAUUGUGUCCAGCUGCCUCUACUGCAGAGAAAAUAGCCUGGCCUCGCUGGUGCGCGAUGUGCGCAAGGACCGCAGUGUACUGGUGGCAUACAUGGUACCCGCGUUUCUAUAUUGCCUGUACAAUAAUCUGGCCUUUGUGAAUCUUGCUACAUUCGAUCCAACCACAUACUAUUUAUUGCUGCAGCUGCGCGUCGUCGUCACGGGCAUACUAUUUCAAAUCAUAUUUAAAAAGUAUUUGUCACAGCGCCAAUGGAUGUCGCUCAUACUGCUGACGUUGGGCUGUAUGUUGAAGCAGGUAGAUUUGGGAAGUUUCUACAACGAUACCAACGAUGAUAGCGAAGCGGCUGCCAUACAAGCGGACCGGACGAAUGGCACGUUAUCUCUGGGCAAGGGGCUUGAUAAAAACAUGACUGGUUUCGACUUUAGCAUUAGCGCAGUGUUCAUACUGGCGCAGACUAUAUGCUCCUGCCUGGCAGGCGUCUACAAUGAGUAUCUGCUGAAGGAUAAAGGCGCCGACGUUAACAUUUUUGUGCAGAACGUAUUCAUGUAUCUGGACUCGAUUGUCUGCAAUGCAGCCAUACUGCUGAUACGUGGCGAACUUUUGGAUGCCUUCAGUGCUCAUAAUAUGCAGAGCAUAAUGCGAUUUAGUGUGAUCAUUAUCAUAGUUAACAAUGCUGCUAUUGGCAUUGUCACUAGUUUCUUUUUAAAGUAUAUGAACUCUAUACUUAAGACAUUCGCCAGCGCCUUGGAGCUGCUCUUUACGGCCGUGCUGUGCUAUUUUCUAUUUGCCAUACCCAUCUACUUGAACACCGCCUUGGCCAUUGCGGUAGUCUCCUAUGCCAUUUACCUGUAUACUCAGAGUCCGGUAAUUAAUCUCGGCAAAGUGCGACCGCCGGCCAGCCUGAGUGAGGCCACCUCCAAUCAAAAAGCCAAAGACAGAGAAGACAGGGAACACCGACGACAGCUGCUGGAUGAGCAGGGUGACACUGAUCUGGAGAUGGACAUGGUCUAGCCUCAUAGUCUUAUACCUAAGCUCUUAGUUCAUAGCUCUAUAGCAAGUGCCUCAACGAGCGUGCAAUCUUUCGAUUAUAAGUCUGUGUGUGUGAGCGCGUGUGUGUGUGUAUAGCUUCUGUAUGUAUGUGCAACUAGCGUUUCCGUCUUAGAUACGUAAUUAAUUUACACAAAAAGCAAUGUAUAUGAUAUAUUUUAUUUUAUCAUGUAGCUUUUCAUGUUUGUCGCUUUCAAAUUUAAGUAAUUAAAACUUUUUGUGGACUGGCGAUGUUACAACGCUAUCUGCCCAAUUUCAUAUGAA